Molecule: messenger RNA, 1319 nt
Organism: Zootoca vivipara (common lizard)
Lineage: Eukaryota; Metazoa; Chordata; Lepidosauria; Squamata; Lacertidae
Product: mitochondrial ubiquitin ligase activator of nfkb 1-A
Biological process (GO): organelle organization; protein ubiquitination
Molecular function (GO): ubiquitin-protein transferase activity
Source: RefSeq, a predicted model, not a curated record
GCACUGGGCAGCUCGGCCGGGGAUCUGAUGCGCGUUGCUUGGUUCCGCUGGGAAAGAGGUCCGCGGAGAUGGAGGUGACCGCUCUCGCUCCAAGAGCUGUCAGGAAGAAGCUCUGAUGGAUGCUUUGCCUCUGACACCAGGAGAGCUGGUGUGUUUAGGAUCCAGCCUGGCCUUCUCUGGUCUAUUUUAUUACCUACACAGGAAGAAGGCCAAGGUGGUGACCAAGAUCCAGGAAGCGCCAAAGCUUCAAGUCAAUGACAGUCUUCCCAGCAUCCUCUCUGCCACAGGAAGCAGCUGCCUACACUAUGUUGCCAUUGAAGGAGUAGUCCAGCCCGUCGAGGCGGCUCUGACCAGCCCAUACCAUGAAGAACUGCAGGGGGUGAUCGAGAGGCUGGUGCUAAAGGAGCAUCGACUGAUCUGGAAUAGCUUGGCCCGCAGCUGGACGGACAGCGAGCGGGUGGUACUGGAGCAAGUCCACACGGUGCCGUUUGUCCUGGCGUCCCCCAGCGGCAAGGCCUCGGGGCAGGUGUGCGUGGAGUCGCCCCUCCACGCUGUUGAGCUGCCCGUGGAGACGGUGUACGAGCGCUUCCAGCAGACCUCGCAUGGCUUCAAGGACUUGCUCAGCCACUACCUGAGUGGGGAGAAGCCAAAGGGCUUCCUGGAGACAGAAGAGAUGCUCCUGGUGGGGAGCAGCCUCACCGGCAUCGGCGAGCUCGCCCUGCACCGGGACGGCUCCCUCCACCUCCAGCCCCCGGCGGAUGGUACCGGCUACUUCCUGCGCCUCGGGGACUGGGAAACCAUCUUGGCUGACCUGCGCUCAGUCAGCAGCUUCUGGAAGUGGGCUUCACUGCUAUGCAGCUUGGCGGCUGUGGCUGUUGUCCUCCGUGCCCUUUGCCGAGCUUACCGCCGUCACAAGGUGCACCAGGAACAGGAGGCACAGCGGCAGGAGUUUGAGAACCUCCGGCGCCACCAGAGUGCUGGCCUGGAUCUGUCGGAAGAGCCGCCCGAGAACGCCUGCGUCAUCUGCCUCACCAGCCUCCGCGAGUGCGUCCUGCUCCCCUGUGGGCAUGUCUGCUGCUGCUUCCGCUGCUUCCAGGCCUUCCCCAGCCGCACCUGCCCCAUCUGCAGGAGCCCCAUAGACCGGGUGGUCCCCCUCUAUCAAGCCUGAGGGCACAGCUCUGGGUGAUGUUGAACGUGUCCCACUAGGUGCCCCCAGGAGAGCCUGCGAAGGUUAAGAGAACAGGCGUGUGUUUGCAUGGAAAGUGAGGGUCUCCUUUAGUGUUGGAGGGUGCAAACUCCACCACAUUUUCCUCCCCCCC